Molecule: messenger RNA, 678 nt
Organism: Melampsora larici-populina 98AG31
Lineage: Eukaryota; Fungi; Basidiomycota; Pucciniomycetes; Pucciniales; Melampsoraceae
Exons: 3
Coding region: 1-678 (225 amino acids)
Source: RefSeq, a predicted model, not a curated record
AUGCCCUUAAACCCUCACAAAACUUCUCCAAAUCAAUCUAAGAGUUCUCUUGUCCGCAGACACCUUUGUGUGCUGAUGUGUCGAGAGUCAUAUUGCUCGCCCAUCCCACCCUCUCUCUCGAAGGCUGAGAAAGAGGGUUUGGUUGCUCGCUUCCCAGUGGGAUGUCAACUCUUUGGCAAAUCUUCCCCCACAUUAAUUGCCAUUACAGACUUGGUCAAGACUGGUAUUCACAUGAACCAAGACGAUGAUUUUGAGGCAGUCAAGAUGGAAUUAAUGCGCUGGGGCCUUUGUUGCUUCUCUUUUGACUGGGAGAGCAACCUAUUUGAUCACGUCAACACCUUAGCCCUUGAGGUGUUCUGGAAUUCCUUCAAUGGCGCAAUUGAAUCUCUGGCUUAUAAAUUCAAAAUUGACAAAGACUUGCUCAAGCGUGAAAACAUCUUACCUGUCCUUUUGCACCAAUUCAAACGCGAUGUUGUGAUGUACAAGGGGAAAUGUCAAAACUUGGAGGUCCUUGAGUAUCAUUACAUGGUAGCCAAAAAAAAAGUUAAGUCUGGUGUUGACGUAAAUGUGACAACCAUCUUCCACCCACGGAACUACACCGUUAUGGGGGAGUUCUUCAAAGUCACAGUCACUAGUGGGACCUGCUCUGUUGAAGAAUUACACUUUGAACUUCCUUGA